Uncinocarpus reesii 1704 is the source of this 1329-nucleotide messenger RNA. RefSeq lists its product as uncharacterized. NCBI's taxonomy places the organism in Eukaryota, Fungi, Ascomycota, Eurotiomycetes, Onygenales, Onygenaceae. The transcript has 5 exons. The record is from RefSeq and is a predicted model, not a curated record. The coding region runs from base 1 to 1329 and encodes 442 amino acids.
AUGUCUCCCAGUCCGAUAAGCAUCCGAGAAGUCGAUGACAUAGGCGCGCUCAAAGCAACAUACCUAAUUUCAUCGCCGGAGGCUUCGGCUGGUACACCACCAGUCACUAUCGUCGACUCGCUUCAAGCGUUUUCAAGCUCAAUCGCGGGACUACUGUCUUCCAGAGCCGUUUUGCAAGGAGUCGGGGUUGGUGAUGCGACUGCCUCUCCAACGGCUGCUCUGCUCCUGAAUGUCCUACAAGAGAGCAUGGGCCGAAUAGCAACUAUUCUUUUUGCCCAUCGACUAGAAUGCAAAAUGUAUAGGCUUGCGGCGGACAUUUUCAAUGACUCAGCCAUUGUCAUGGACUGUUUAUCACCCAUGUUUCCGAAACCGAUGAGGGUUGGGGUUCUGAGUCUCUCAAGCGUGUUGAGAGCGAUGUGCGGUGUGGCUGCUGGAAGCUCAAAGGCUAGCUUGAGUGCGCAUUUUGCGAGAUGGGGUAAUUUAGCAGAGCUAAAUGCGAAAGAUUCAAGCCAAGAGACCGUGAUAUCGUUGAUGGGAAUGCUAGUAAGACCGAUUUUAGGCUUUCUCGAGUCAAUCAGUGGGCUGAUUCUUACUCAACAGGUUGGAAGCCUCGUUGUAUCGCGCGUCACUUCUACCUUAGCUACUUGGGCAGCGUUGAUACUGCUACUAACAAUACAUAUCACCACCAAUUACUUCGCUGUCCGGGCAGUCAAUAUGACAACCCUGAAUCGACAGCGAGCGAAUAUAGUAUUUUCAACUAUUUUUGACGAAAACCGGACCUUAACUCCCAGCCAAGCAGCACAUCAGGAACGGAUCUUCGAACGAGAUGGAGUUUUGCGCUGGAAAGCGUCACCAGCGAGCCUGGGCUCGUGCCGUAUAGGAGUGUCAUUCCAGUACAUGGUCCAGCUCAUAGCCUCAUCCGAGAGCUGCACCAGCGAUGGACAAUCAAUUGUUGCAGCGCUUUUGCAUCUUUUUGAGCGGGAAGAAUACAUCCUCUGGUUCAAUCCGACUAGGAAACGUGGAGCAAUCGUCUUAAAAACCAAUGCUACUGCGGCUUCGCAACUAAAAGCUUGGAGCCAUGCUCUCAUAGUUGCACAGAUUUUGAGACUGGGUGAAUGGAAGAGCAAAACCGGGAUCGACCAGUUUAUUCUUCAGCCCGCCACCAGGGCUCACGGCUUAGUGUUGCUAAUCCUACGGGAGACGUUGACAGAACACUCGGAGAAUUUUGACGCUCGACUCGAGCGUCUUAGGAAUGCGGGAUGGGAUGUUGAUAUACCAUCGCUGCAGACGAAGCCAGGGAGACGGUUUGAUAUUCGCAAGCAAGAGUAG